This is a messenger RNA of Dromaius novaehollandiae (emu), 11307 nucleotides long. It is a transcript of the gene DCDC2, whose product is annotated as doublecortin domain containing 2. Gene Ontology annotation, biological process: intracellular signal transduction; dendrite morphogenesis; cilium assembly. NCBI's taxonomy places the organism in Eukaryota, Metazoa, Chordata, Aves, Casuariiformes, Dromaiidae. Gene Ontology annotation, cellular component: microtubule organizing center; kinocilium; axoneme. The coding region runs from base 493 to 1764 and encodes 423 amino acids. The record is from RefSeq and is a predicted model, not a curated record. The transcript is spliced from 10 exons.
AACUUAAAUAAAUGGAACCUGAAUAUCAGUAUUUGCUGUUUUGCGCUGUGGCAGUGCUUGAGAGCCACUAUCACAGACCAGGACCCUCUUUUUUAGGCAUUGUACAAAGAGGACUAAAAGUCCUUUUGCCUAGGCAAAAAAAAAAAAAAAAAGGAAAACAUGAAAAGAAAGGUACAUGUGACAGAAACACUGCAACAGCGCUUUGGAGGUGAGCCACAGAUAGGCUGCUGUUGCCAUCUGUUGCAUAGUGCUGGCUCCUUGACAUGAUACUAGCAAAGGAGAAAUGGUCCUUUAACCUAAAGGACAUACUGCAUUGGCAUGUUGUUGUGACGUAUGUGCUUAACUGAGGGGCAAGUGUCAGUAUUUGUACUCAGUGGUAUUGGGAAGAAAGCUCCAGGAAAGUGGAGAGUUGACAGUUUUCUGGUCAAGUUGAUGAGCCUGGGAAUUUAAUUCCCAACAUUUCCUUUCUUGCUUAUUUUUAAAAAGUCUAGAAUGGUCUACUCGGCUCUGCGUGCCUCCGUCCAUUCUGUUCAUUUCAGCUAUUUGGACAUAGGAGAAACAAAGAAAAAACCUGCAGAGGUCAGUAAUGAGGUGAAGCCAGUUACUCACAGUAGAAUCAAUGUGUCGGCACGAUUUCGAAAACCACUUCAGGAGCCCUGCACUAUUUUUUAUUUAACUUUGCUUUAUUUCAGCCUCAUUGCUAAUGGAGACCUUAUCGGCCCUGUAAUGCGCCUCCUUAUUCCCAGGAAAACACUGAAUCAGUGGGAUCAUAUUCUUGAAAUGGUUACAGAAAAAGUUACCCUCAGAAGUGGAGCCGUGCACAGACUCUACACUUUAGAUGGAAAACUUGUUCAGAAUGGGUCAGAUCUGGAGAAUGGGCAGUUUUAUGUUGCAGUGGGCAGAGACAAAUUUAAGAAGUUGCCGUAUGGUGAUCUCCUGUUUAGCAAAUCUACAAUAAGAAGGCCACACGGUUCCAAAGCUUCCUCACUACCUCCUAUUGUGAGAUCUCGAAAAUCUAAAGGGAGCGGAAAUGAUCGACAAUCUAAAUCUACCGUUGGAUCCAGUGAGCCAGGAGAAAACAGUUCCUCACCUCAGCUUCCAAAAGGGAAGGACAAAAGAAGCCAGAACCGAGAGGAGACCCACUUUUCUAACAAGUCUACAAAAAUGAAACAGACAACAAGAGUAACAGCUUCCACAGUAGUCCUUCAAGAUAAGGAUGAAGGUAUUUACAAAGCUGGAGAAGAGUGGUCUGAAAUGUGGGGAGCAGCUGAAGUGCAGGAAGAUGAAGACACUCGUGUAGAAGUUCCACUGGACCAGAGACCAGCAGAAACUGUGGAUGAAGAAGAAAAUGCAGAAGAAGAAAAUGACAGGGAUGAGGAGGCCUAUAAAGGAGGGGAAGAAUAUCCAGAAGUGAAUGGAAAAGAAAGUGGGGAAGUUGUUAAAGAAAGAAGAGAAGUGGAAGAAAAUGAGAAAAAGUUAAAUGAGAAUUAUGAAGACAAACCAGAAGAAAGAGACAAUGUCGACCAAGCAGAGGAAGAGGAGGUCACCCAUUUAAAUGGCAAGACAAAUGAAGAAAAUGGUGAGGAAAUGGAGCAGUUGAAUCAUCAAAGUGACCUUCAGCCUGAAGAAGAAAUAAAAGAACAAGAGGAUCCUGACAGUCAGAACCAGGUUGGUUCCCAUCCCACAAAUCCAAGGGUGACAAUCACCAGCCCACAGGAAAGUGAAAAAAAUGACCAGACCAAUGAUUAUGCUGCAGUUGUAUAGAUACAAAAAAUGUAAUGAGGAGAAAAUGAAGGAUUACAAUAUUUUAAAUUUAGAGGAUAUUAUUAUUUAUGAUUGAUAAUUUAUAAUGGGAAGAUAAGUUGAGUACCACAUACUGAGUCUUGAGAUGAUAAUGCCAUAUGGAAUGACACAGAUAAUGAACAUUAAUACCUAUUAAAAGAGGAUUGAAUUAUUUUUAUAAGAUGUGACUUUCUGAUGGAAUUUGAGAGGGAAAAUAUAGGACUUCUCUAUAGUAAUAUUAUAAAUAAAUGAACUGUUCUGUGUUAUAAAGUGGUCAACAGUACUAGAAUCAACCAUAUGUAUGACAUUGUUCUAGAAUGCUUAAAAGAAAAAAAAAAAGGGAAAAAAACCCAACCCUGAGUUAGAUGUCAGAACUUGUUUAUAGGUCUGUUUAGAAAAGAGAUAAAAUUGUGACUUUUAAUGAGAACGUGUGUAGUUUUUUUUUUUUUUUUUUAGAUUCCACACAAUACACAUGUUUUCCAGGCAUAACAUUAGGAUAUAAUGGAAUAGGUUCUUCACUCAGUGGACUUGUACACGCUAAAAAAUGGUGUACUACAGGGAGGAGUCAGUCCUAAUGUUCCUGAAUAGUGGCUUUCCAAUAUAUUCUUUAGAAUCAUUAGUAUUUGCAUUCAAAAAUAUCCCUUAUUUAGCACUGUGAAAGUAUGUAGACAGCCUACAAUACCAUAGGUUGUUCCUACUUGCAGCAAGAAGCUUUGUUGAUGUCCUGUCCUGAAUCACUAAACAAUUUACAGGAUUUGGGCUAUGGAGUAAGACAGCUUAUUAAAUCUUGAGACUCAUGUUCCCUUUCAGAAGUGGGAAUGUAUCUGAUCAAAGCGCUAACAAUUUAACAAUAUUUAUUGUAGUGAAAAAAGAAUAAAGGAAGACUUUCUAUCAAAUUAGUUUCAAAAGCUGAGUUUGGACUGAUUUGUAAUUCAGUCCAUGAGAAAUUUAAUUUAUUAAUGAAAAAAUAAUGAAUAUGUCCAGAUCCAGACUGAAACUGCCAUGGAAACGUUGCUAUCAAUGGAGCCAUUUUAAUGUGAAACACAUUAGGAUAAGCCUACCAGUUUUGUGUAAAACUCACAGCAAGUACUGUGCUUAUGAAUCCUUUGUAUAAUCUUAAUGCUUGAAAGUGUAUCAUCAUCUUUCUGAGUAAGCUGGCUUCUGACAGGCUGUUGCCUAAUUUGCAUUAGUAAAUAAGUCAUUGAUCCACAGUAUUAGUUCUUCUGAUGACACCAAUCCCAUUGCUCGUACUGUUUCUCUGUUAGUAAUGGCAAUAAUUUGUAGUUCAUAGAGAUACAGCCCUGAGCAUAAUUUCAUUAAUUAUAUAAAGGAAAUAGUGGGUUUCUUUAUUGUUAAUGCUGGUAAAUGAUUGCUAUGAGAAAUUAAGUGCCAUUUUUGUUGAUUUCAUGCCAUUAAGGAAAAAAAUUACAUUUAUGAAGAAACUGAGCUUGAAGCAUUGCACUGUUUGAAGAAUGUGUAAAACCACUUGUCAUGAUUGAAACUCAUGCAAAUAUCUGCACUUUUUCUAGUAAUUAUUAAAUAUAUUUUUCCAGCGGAGUAGAAAUAUGUAGAGAUCCUUCAGCAUGUUUCUGAGUAUUGGCAGUGUAAAUAUAAAAAAUGUGGCACUAAAAACCAUAGGAAUAGGAUUAGAAUGGUUUGCCUGUGUCAUUAGAACCCUGUGGUAAUUCCAAAAUAUCUGUGAUCUGUGUGUCCUUUGUCUGACAAAGAUCUAAGGAAAUACUACAUUUGAGAUCGGUUCAAAAUAGGCUCAAAAUAGGUUCAAAAUAUAGCAAAGUUCUUAAGCAAGUAUGUAUGCUUAUUUUAUUUGAUGGAGCAAUUAAACUUUUGCUCAAAUCUCUUUGAUUUCACUGGGAUUUAACCAGACACUUAAAAUUGAGCAGAAGUAAGAGACCAGUAUGAAUAAAAUAGCUGGAGGUGCUAGUGAGGAAAAUGACACAUAAAAAUCCUCUGUGUACCUUUAUAGUUAAUCCUGCAGUGGAAUAAUAUAUGCAGUAGCAUUAUAAAAGCUAUCAAACAAUACUUAACCAGCCAGAGAAAGCAGCUUCCUCUCCUCAGGGAAUAUACUCUCUGAACCUUCUGUGUAAAGCCUAUCAGGAAAAUGGCUAAUGUUGUAUCUUUUCUCACUUAAAACUGAAUAGCUCAUGUGCUUAAUAGUAAGCAUGGGCUUAAAUGCUUUGCUGAAUCAAGACAAAUUUUGUAUUGACAUUACUAUGAAAGGGCUCUUUGCUUGAAGUUAACGUUAUACCAGAUAUGGGACUCUACUUACUGUCAUUGCAGGUUAAGACUUGAACAGCCUAUGUGAUGUUCUUCAUCCUCAGAAGUUUGAAAUUAAAUGAACAUCCAAAAAUAUCCAAAUGAAGAUUUUUCGAUGACCUGUUGAAACUGGAAAACAUAUUUGCCUCAAAAUUUUGUACCUAGAAGUAAUAUUUAGAAGAAACAGAGAUUUGUAUACUGACACUUUUUUCUCUCUUUUUCUAUUCAUAGCUUUUAUCUGCCUGUGGCUCCUAUGCCACUUCUUUUCUUUUCCUCAAAUGUUCAGUGUCUUCCAUACCUAAAAGACUUAAAACUAUCAAUAAGAGCUAUUUAAAAGCUUAAACUAAAUUCUAAUGAACUGUAAUGUAAUCAGUCUUUCAUGGGGACAUGAAAGUCCCAAUGAGUGUUAUUCAGCCUUUUAAAUAUUUUCCCCUCUGUUGUUCAUAUUCUAAAGAAGAUAGUAUACUUUUCUUCAGCAAGUCAGACUUGAUGGACAUAAAGACAUAAGCAUUUUCAUUGUUCACUCUUACAACAUUGAAAACAUGAAUGUUGUAUCAGGUUCCCUCAUUUUACAGAGAGAGAAUUAUUUUAUUGUAUAACCAGUAAUUCUGACAUGAAGGUAGACGUUAAACAAGAAGCAUGCAAGUGGUCUUGCUAAUAGUUUUUUUUGUGUGGAUUUGCUGUGUGUGAUGGCUUAAAAGUUUUACAGAAAAAAUGCUAUUUUGUUAAGCUUAUAUACAACAUUUCUGAGUUUUUAGAGAAUUUUUUUUAUUGUUUGGUUUUAUUUUUAAAAACAAUUUGCUAUUAAAGAGAGCUAGUAUACAGGCAUUCCUGUGUUUUGUUUCAGAUCGAGGCCAGUUUGACAUUAAGUCUAUCUUUGGAUGACUGAUUUCAAUUAUGAGACUGGUGCUUUUGAAACUGUUACAAUUCUUCCAUAACUAGAACUUUAUGACAGUGAAGUUUGGUAGUUAUGAUAUUGCAACUGUGACAGAAAAUACGCUGACAAUUUAGCCAUUAUCCAUGAAUAACAACACAUUUAAACUGGCCACCCUUUUUCAAUGUCAUGAUUCAUUAAAAAUGCUCAAGUUGGGACUGGAUUUGUCUGUAUAUACAUACUGUUCAGCUGAUGUUCAACAAAUAACAUGAGUUCUGUCUGUUCACUGAAGACAUCUGAGAAAACUUUCAAGCAUCUAGGUAUCUCCCUAGUUGGUACACUUUUUAUUUAGCUACUAUAGGAGGUGAUUUCCCAGUUUCAGCAAAACACUAAAGCAUGUGGUGAAGUCCCAUAGAUUAGUUCCUGGAAAUAAAUGGGUGAAGACAAGGCAGAUGUAAUCUCCUCUCAAUCUCAUUGAAAGUAAAGAAGAAAAACGGAAUACAGGUAGGUAUGCUGGUUGCUUGAGAAUACUGAGAAAGGAGUGUUUCAUUGGCUGUUUUGAAUGAUUAUCCCAAAGGUACAUUAAAAUAACCAUUAGAUAAUAAAUGUAAGUAAAAAAUGAAGUACCUUGAGUAAGGAUAGAUUUAUUAAAUAAUAGCAAUCAGAAUGAUUUAAUGGGGUGCCAAGGAUGUAUUGUUUUGGGUGGCCGACAGCCCUCAGUCUAAGUUUUAGUCAAAAGAAGUGUUCCAGAUGUGGCAAUAGACAGUGAAACUAUCCAACAUCACUAGAUUAUUGCUCAUACACAUAGCCCUGAAGUAAAAUGGAAAUAGCCGAAAACUGACUAUCAGCUAAGUGGGUCAUAAGGAAAUGGAAAGGAGUUAAAAACUUAAGGAAGAAAGUACAAAUCUGUCCUACAAUAUGUGGUACUUUAACUUCUAAAGGUCUUUACUACUAACUACAGUGUUGAGAAUAUCCAGUUUAAACAAUGGGAUAUUUUGAAACAGUAGGCAGACUUCUAACAACCUAAGUGAUGACUAUAAACGCCUGUAAAUGUUCACAUUUCUUUUGCAGUCACCUACAGCUAUGAUGACACUUAGCUCUAAUAUUUGCAUUUUUUAUAAAUGAAUCCCUAGCUCAAUUAUAACUUCCUCUUGCCCACAGUGGGACCAAAAUUUAAUUCAAAAUACAGGUUUUAUUAGCUAAAAGCUCCCACAGGCUAAUUCUUAAAAGGUUUUGAAAUCCCGUGUUUGAUGUAAGCUAGGAGGAAUCUAAUUCUCCAUAAAAUUAUGUUUCUGUACAUCAAGAACGUGCAGAUUUAUGAUUACAGUUAACAUAUUUUCAAAGGUACAAGUCUCAUGAAUACUGCUUAUGUUGUGAAGUCUUUGAUUAGCGUCCACCUAUUUUAAUAUAAAAAGACAAAAUCAAGUCUUCCAUCUGUAAUAACUGUCGGUCUGGAAGCUCCCUGUCAUACUCCGGCUCCCCCAGUUUGCACAGUCACUGAAACAAGGUGAAGCAGGUGAGGUCAAACUUCUAAUCCACGCUCCCUCCAUAGAAUGGUUUUUGAAGGCAUUUACUUUUUCCAAACUCCAAAAUAAAAUGUGAAAAAAUGUUGCCCUAGCCUAACGUCCUCUCCCUAACACCCAAAUUACAGUCUCAACACUGGUGAUUUCCAGGUGAGCGGUCCUGCUCUGUUCCAGACAAAAAGCACCGACCAGAUAAUCAAAUCACCUAACUUAAGGCAUUUGAUCUCAGUGGUUACGCUGGAUCAGUUUCUCUAGACUCUCUAGUUUCUGAAGGAAGAACAAUUGCCAUCCAGAGGGUGAUACAAAACAUCUGAGAUCCUGGGCAGAGUCCCCCUUAAGGGACUAUCUGGUUGUAGAGGCAGCUUAAGAAUUAGGGAAAAAAUAGAUGAUGUGGGAGGAUGGUGUUCACUUGAGAUCCACUUAAAACUCCUUCCCCUUCCUGUCCUCAUCUGAAGAAGCUGACUUUAACAGGCACUUGCAAAAGGUGUUCAAGCAUAAAUAACACAAUACCAAAGUACCCCAACCCUGUGACAAUUUCCAGCAAUGUCAGACGAAUGGUGUGUUGUGUCCAAAGUGCCAUUCCCUCCUGGGCAUGGUCCAAUUUCCCUUCUGUUUAGAAAGGAAGAAAAGGAGCUCAAAGAGUUAUCCUGUAGGUGUCCUUGCCUAAAAUUUAGAUGGUUAUAUUAUUUUUUUAAACAAACAUGAAACAAAGUAUAGUUUGCAAAGGUGGUAUAUAACAAAAUGGCAGAAAGUUUUUGCUAACAAAAAGCACAUUCAUUUAUAAAGAGAGUUCUGUGCUUUUCUUCAAUGUUGUAUUUGUGUUUUUUGGUUUCUUCCCUCAGCCUGGUCACAAAGGAACAUCUGGUAUAGGGAUGACCAAGAGGUGUGAAAAAAGAUAGAGACUGACUGCAAGGGAGGAGGAUUGUAGCUCAAAUGAAUGGAAAGUUGCCAAAAUACAAAGAGGAGGGGCCUAGCACCGUGAAGCCAAACUUUCUUAAAGUCAAUGGAAAGGCCUUCAGGUAUUGCAGAUCCAGGUCAAACCAGGGCUCUCAUUGUAAAUUGACAAAUGAGUUUUUUCCCCAAUGACUUUUUGAUCCUCAGUCUAAAACUCUCCAAGCCUGACCAUUCAGAGUGCAACAACAUUUUCCUGAUAUUGGGACACUGUGGUGAAAGUUUGAACAAAAGGCUUUAUAAGACAAUUCUAAGGGAAACUACAUUUCUUAAGACUGACUGUAUUGCUUUCAAAUCUUGCAAGUUUAGGGCCAUUUCUUAUCCCUUUUCCUCCUAUCUUUAUUAUGAAAACUGGAAAAGCAGUUUAACUUUCAAACAUGAAAAUAUCUUAAUUUCUUCCUCUUUCAAAAAUUGUUUGACUGCAGAUUUAAAGAGCAUUGCUGGAAGCUCAUACUCCAAAUUUGAUGCAGUAGCUAGUAGGAUAGAUCGUAUGAAGAUGCUGAAAAAACUAAGAUGGUGCCAUUUAUUUCUAAGCAAGAUUUAAAAAAAAAGUUUGUAGAAAUUAGUCAUUAAGAAAAGCACUCGCCACCCCUUUUUUUGCCCUGUAGCUGAGCAAGAUUUGCCCAUGCUGUGGCUACACCUGAGUCAGGGAACCUGCUGCACCCGUUGGCUGGUCCAGCUGCUUCCCAGGUGAAACUUUGAAGGUGAAAAAUCUGGCUGUGAGCAGCUCCGUGUCAGACUUUGCUCUGGCAGCACGGCUCCCUGCGGCUGCCCUGCUUCCCUCCCUUCCAGCAAAGCAACAACACCUCAUUCACACCAUGAACUUUAGUUCUGCUGUAGCCCUGUGUCUUACUGAGUAGUACCGGCUCUUUGUGCCCCUUAACGCCUGUCUUGAUUCACUUUCCUGGCAGAGCUGAAUUUUGAGAGAGGUGUGCGUGGCCUCCUGGGGCAGUGCUGCAGGCUGCCGUGCGGCUUUGUGGGAGCUGCUGCUGCUCAGCAGGAGACAGCCUGGCGGGAGGCUCUGGGACAGCUGCUAGUGCUUGAGAGAGCUGGGAGCAGCCAGCCACAGGGCAGAAGUACUGAGGACAACCACCAGGCUUAUGCUGAAGCAGUUUUGCAGAAGAACCAAGUGAAUAUUGCAGAAGCAAGGACCUAGGUGUUAAACCUAAGGAGGCAGUGGAUGCUUGAGGUAGCAGGGAAUGGCUAUUUUAUUAACGAGUGCUUAGGAAAUGGGUACUACCCUUCACCUGCACUUUCGCUUGGGUGAGUUGAUCCUCCUGCUCCUGGGGGGGGGGGGGGGGGGAUAAACUAUCUUCAGGCCUCAGCACUCAGGGAUGUGUAGAUAUUUCUGCUUUUCUCAGGUGGGGAGGACUUCUGAUUUGACUGAUUUGAUCAGAGAGUUGAUUUAAACACUUCUACCUCUGUGACAAAAUGUCAGUGAUGUCAGAGAUGAGUAGGCAUACUGCACUUUGGAUACCCAGAUUGGUUUCAGGUUAUGCAGAAGUUACCUCGUUUCCUCUGUUACCCAGGGUCACAGUUUCAUUCCCAUAUGCCAUCUUUGUAUCCUUCUCUGUUAUUCUGCUGCAUCUGUUCUUCCAGUUUGAUUGUGAGAAAUGAUAUUUCUAAAAAUAAUGUCGGUGCUCCGCAUUAUUUCUAGGUUAGAGAUUGCUGGAAAAGUGGACAUGCUAGGAAAAACCUGAGCUUUACACCUUCCCCCGCUUUAUGAAGUAGCCAUCCCCUUAUUGCUCCCACUGCGCCACUCAGCACUCGCCUGGAGUUAACUCAGUAAGCCAGGGUCUGGGACUCAUGUCCACUGCUCAAAAGCAGUCUCUCUCCACAGAGAAAGAAAAGGGGAUGAAGAUCAUUUCUCCUUUCCAUGCAACACAAGGCCUAGUACAAGAUGCCUGAUGGGUUCAUCACUCGAGGCAUCUUGACCACACUGUUGUAAGUGGCUUAUCCUCGAGCAGGGAAGGUAGGAUAGCUACACCUCUUGGGUGCUUUUGGCUGGGGAAUCUCCCCUUUGAGCCCAUCUGAUGCUCACAGAUGGGACCGUGUGUGUGAGUGACAGCAGCUGUUGCCUGGAAAAGCAUCCCCCCCCACUCGCGUGGAGCAGAGCCUUUCCCUGGCAGAGCAUUCUCAAGUGUGAAUUUCAGCGGGCAAACUGAGGCAGAGUAGGAGAUCUUGGCAUGCUUGGUGCCCAAAGGAUUUUUGACACUGCUAUCAGACAAAUGCCUACAUUUCUGAAAGCCUCUUGCUUCCAUCAGCAAAUGGAAAGGCCUAAGCAUAUAACUUGCAUUGCAAGGUGAGAUGCAGAUGUACUCAGUUGAUUAUGGCCUUACAAAGCAGAGGGCCAAAGAGGCAGCGAGUAUGUAUGUGAUGGAUACUGUGCGAUGGUCUGGUAAGCUACGCUUCCCGGAGAUGGUGGAAAGUGCUCAGCAGUCUUUAGCUCGAGGGGUUUUGUCUUGGCAUGCAUUCGCUCCAGUUUCGGGAGAAACCUCCUUGCAAGGGGACAGCUUGAGUGCGGCACUCGGUCUGAGUAAGAGCUAGCAGAAGAGAUUUCUUUUUCAUCAUAGCUUAAAGGGAAAAUGUAUCCUUGUACUGAGGGCAACAGAGUCGUCCAAGAAUAAGGUACUCAUGCAUGCCUGGCCAUCUGGGGUGGACAGGAAUACUGGCAUUAAAAGUCUUUUAAAAUGUCUGCUUCCACCAAGAUUUCAGCCAGUGCAUUUACAUUGUUCUAGUCACAGGUUUCAGAGCUUUUCUGUGCUUUUGAUAUUCAUUGACAGAUGAUCAACACUGAUGCUUGAAGUGCUACAUUUUGGCAGCUUCCCGGCUCUCCACUGGGGCUCCUUCCAGCUCACCCCUCUAUCCCCUCCUUUCCUGCCUGCUCCUGCUGCAGAGCUGCUCCUGCUGUGUGGUGACUUCAGGCAGACAGGAGCCCCCUUGGAGACGUGCCUGAGGCAGGGGUCCCUGUUGCCUCACCCUUAUUGCUGCUCUGAAAAUAGACACAGAGGCUUAGGAAGGAAAUGUCAGGGCAUGAGGUUCCUGGAGGAGACAGCGAGAAAGGGCAGCAGAUGCUGAAGUCAUUAUGAGAGCAGACGCAGGGAAAUAAUGACAUUCCAGAAAGGCCUCUUUCUAGCCAAACAGACGCGUUAUUUGUAGUAUCAGACUGGAGGGUGCCUUUAGCUAGGCAACAUACUAAAGCAGUGAGUCUUGAAGCUGUAAUUGCUGGAGCAGCAUAUUCUAGCAUAUCAUUAAACUGACUAGCUUAUUAGCAGUGUUUAAAAAUGAUCUUCCAUUUUCAUUUGCAAAAUACCCAUCAAUAGUAUAUUAUGGAAAAAGUUGGCCUUCAAAAAAACAGCUGCAAAUGAUUAGCCAAAACAAUAAAAGCAGUUACUUGCAUUCUUUCUUUUCUGUUUGCAUGUCCAUUAGAAAUAUUUGCCUGACUUACUGUUAGUAUGGCAGAGCUUAUUUUCAAAACAGGCCCUCUGUAAUUUAUCUGACAGCAAAACUGAGCUUUGUCCUGCUUGAUGUAUAUCAAGUGUAUUCUGGAGGAUUAUCUGGAGGAAAAUGGACAUGUAAGCAAUCCAGCCCUAAUGCUAAUAGCAAGAGUGUGAAAGUAGGUUUUGCGGCCUACUGGUAAGGUUACUAGAGGGCAUGCAAUGUGGUGAGAAACUGUCCUUGGAGCGAGAAAAACAACUCCCAGAUGUUCAGUAAGGAACUUACGGGCUUAGGGGAGUUUCUUUGCCACCUCGGAGACAGUACAUGCUAUCCGAUCACAUACUGUUCAGAUGUGCGUGCUAAAUGAACAUGUAUCAAUCACUGUAUAGUUUGAUUCACAUGAUCACGGUUAAAGCAUAUAAAUGAUGCUAUUCGGGCUUAAUAAAGUGUCAGCAUUUAAUCAUA